Sus scrofa (pig) is the source of this 359-nucleotide messenger RNA. Its product is annotated as large ribosomal subunit protein eL43. Gene Ontology annotation, biological process: translation. The record is from RefSeq and is a predicted model, not a curated record. NCBI's taxonomy places the organism in Eukaryota, Metazoa, Chordata, Mammalia, Artiodactyla, Suidae. Gene Ontology annotation, cellular component: cytosolic large ribosomal subunit; ribosome. Gene Ontology annotation, molecular function: structural constituent of ribosome; large ribosomal subunit rRNA binding.
UAGUUUUGUGGCAAAAUGGCCAAAAGCACCAAGGUCGGAAUCGUGGGUAAAUACAGGACCUGUUAUGGUGCUUCUUUCAGGAAAAUGGUGAAGAAAAUUGAAAUCAGUCAGCACACCAAGUACACUUGCUCCUUCUGUGGCAAAACCAAGAUGAAGAGACGAGCUGCAGGCAUCUGGCACUGUGGUUCCUGCAUGAAAAUGGUAGCUGGUGGUGCCUGGACCUACAACACCACUUCUGCUGUCAUGGUAAAGUCUGCCAUCAGACAACUGAAGGAAUUGAAGGACCAGUAGAAGCACUACCAAUGGAAACUUUGCUAGCCUAUAAUAAAUAGGUUAAUUUAUGUAACAGAAAAAAAAAA